GCGAGAACAGGAAGAGCUUUUAGAUAGACAACACAGAAAGCCGGUGCGUUUUAACUGGAUUUGUGGACGAAAGAAAAGACCUAUGGCCGCGGGAGGGAUGAAACUGUCGAGUUUAUGCUUUCUGCUCUUGUGUUUAAUAGCGACGGUGCUCGCCGGGAGAGAUUUCUACGAGAUCCUCGGAGUAAGCAAAUCAGCAACUGUCAAAGAGAUAAAGAAAGCCUACAGAAAGCUGGCACUGCAGCUGCAUCCUGACCGAAACCAGGACGAUCCCAAAGCCCAAGACAAAUUUGCAGAUCUUGGGGCGGCUUAUGAGGUGCUAUCAGAUGAGGAGAAGAGGAAACAGUAUGAUGCCUAUGGAGAGGAAGGCCUGAAAGAAGGUCAUCAUAGAUCAGAUGGUGACAUAUUUUCUAGCUUCUUUGGGGACUUUGGGUUUAUGUUCGGUGGAAACAGACAACAGCAAGACCGAAACAUUCCAAGAGGAAACGACAUAGUCCUGGAUCUUGAAGUUACACUGGAGGAGGUUUAUUCUGGAAAUUUUGUAGAGGUGGUGCGAAACAAACCUGUUGCGAAAGAGGCUUCAGGCAAAAGAAAAUGCAACUGUCGCCAGGAGAUGAGAACCACACAGCUUGGCCCAGGCCGCUUCCAAAUGACCCAGGAAGUAGUCUGUGAUGAAUGUCCCAAUAUUAGGCUUGUGAAUGAAGAGAGGACACUAGAAGUGGAGAUCGAGCAGGGGGUCAGAGAUGAGAUGGAGUACCCCUUUAUUGGAGAAGGUGAACCCCAUAUUGAUGGAGAGCCUGGAGAUCUUCGCUUCCGCAUCAAAGUCUUAAAACACCCAUUGUUUGAGCGCAGAGGCGAUGAUCUUUACACAAACGUCACCAUCACACUGGUAGAAGCCUUGGUCGGCUUUGAAAUGUUUAUUAGACAUCUGGAUGGCCACAAGGUUCAUAUUGUUAGAGAUAAGAUUACCAAGCCUGGAGCUCGAAUCUGGAAGAAGGGUGAAGGACUUCCUAACUUCGACAACAACAAUAUCCGUGGAUCACUCAUAAUAACCUUUGACAUAGACUUCCCUAAGGAUCAGUUUAAUGAAGAUGAGAAAGCUGACAUAAAGAAGCUGCUGAAGCAGACACCAUCUCAGAAGGUUUAUAACGGUUUACAGGGAUACUGACACGCCAGCCAACAAUACCGGGACUGAUUUACCCUGUUGAGUUCCAUACACCAACCAUAUAAACACAAAAAAGAAUCAAGCAUGGAGGGUUUAUUUAUUUUCUCAGACUGUACUCAGGAUAGGUUGUCUGUGUGUGUGUUUUGUUUUGAGUUUUUUUUUUGUUUUUUUUUUGGGAGGGCGACCCCUUUUCUCUCAAAGUUAGGGUUAUGGAACACAGCAAGUUUUUUUUAAUAAUCUUUUUUGUUUGUUUGUUUAAGGCUUUUGUGAUCAUGGUUUCAGUGUUUGCAUUAAAAGUUUAACAGUUGUUCCCUCU
Clarias gariepinus (North African catfish) is the source of this 1478-nucleotide messenger RNA. RefSeq names its product DnaJ heat shock protein family (Hsp40) member B11 (gene dnajb11). The record is from RefSeq and is a predicted model, not a curated record. Gene Ontology annotation, biological process: protein maturation; protein folding. Gene Ontology annotation, cellular component: endoplasmic reticulum. Lineage: Eukaryota; Metazoa; Chordata; Actinopteri; Siluriformes; Clariidae. Bases 83 to 1165 code for a protein of 360 amino acids. The transcript has 10 exons. Gene Ontology annotation, molecular function: misfolded protein binding.